Molecule: messenger RNA, 3513 nt
Organism: Sardina pilchardus (European sardine)
Lineage: Eukaryota; Metazoa; Chordata; Actinopteri; Clupeiformes; Clupeidae
Gene: fzd3a
Product: frizzled class receptor 3a
Exons: 8
Coding region: 388-2454 (688 amino acids)
Biological process (GO): canonical Wnt signaling pathway; non-canonical Wnt signaling pathway
Cellular component (GO): plasma membrane
Molecular function (GO): Wnt-protein binding; Wnt receptor activity
Source: RefSeq, a predicted model, not a curated record
GCGGAGUCGUUUUAUUGUUAAGGAGGAGAAGCCCAGAGUCCCACACGUGAACCAAGCUAUCAUUCUCAAAACUAGGAGUCCUCCUGUGGAAUUGCCAUCGCUGUAGUGGCUGCAUUCACGUAUUCAAACCGGGACUAGCUGUACCUGCAGCGGCGCAGCUGGGCUUGUAUUUCAGUCAGGUGACGAUAUAUCCUCAGGAGUCUAAGUAAUGACAAUCCCUCUGCGUCCCUUUGCAUUUCCACUAUAACAUGCCGCACCUGAGCACAAACUCUCCGAACCGACCCAGCUCCUUAUACACAAGAUCCGUUUCCCCCUAGCCACCAGUCUUCCAAGCAGCCUCCAAAGCUGCCUCUGCCUGGAGGAGCGAGGGGAGGGCAUCUCCCUGAGAUGACCAUGGGUCUGCUGUGGGUGUUGUGGUCCCUGGUGGCAGCCAGCAUGGCCAUCCACAUGGAGGCUGGAGGGAGCCACAGCAUGUUCACCUGCGAGCCCAUCACCUUGCGCAUGUGUCAGGACCUGCCGUAUAACUCCACCUUCAUGCCCAAUCUGCUCAACCAUUAUGACCAGCAGACUGCAGCCCUUGCUAUGGAGCCCUUCCACCCCAUGGUGAACCUGGAGUGCUCGCCCGACCUGCGGACGUUCCUCUGCGCCCUCUACACGCCCGUGUGUACCGAGUACGGGCGCAUGACGCUGCCGUGCCGGCGCCUUUGCCAGCGUGCCCGGGCCGAGUGCCGCCAGCUCAUGGAGAUCUUUGGCAUCACCUGGCCCGAGGAGAUGGAAUGUGAGAGGUUCCCAGACUGCGAGGAGUCGUACCCGCGGAGCGCCGACCUCCUCCCCAGCUCGUCGGCGACGUCGGAGCCCCCGGCCCCGGUGCAGCGCGACUACGGCUUCUGGUGCCCGCGCGAGCUCAAGGUGGACCCGGGCCUGGGCUACUCCUUCCUGGGCGCCCAGGACUGCUCGGCCCCCUGCCCCAGCAUGCAUUUCCACCGCGACGAGCUCCUCUUCGCCCGCUACUUCGUGGGCGUGGUGUCCAUCGUGUGCCUGUCGGCCACGCUCUUCACCUUCCUCACCUUCCUCAUCGACAUGGCGCGCUUCCGCUACCCCGAGCGGCCCAUCGUCUUCUACGCCGUCUGCUACAUGAUGGUGGCGCUCAUCUACUUCCUGGGCUUCCUGCUGGAGGACCGCGUGGCGUGCAACCCGGCCAGCCCCGGAAGGUUCCGGGCCGCCACCGUCACCCAGGGCUCGCACAACAAGGCCUGCACGCUGCUCUUCAUGGGCCUGUACUUCUUCACCAUGGCCGGCGGCGCCUGGUGGGUGGUGCUGACGCUCACCUGGUUCCUGGCCGCCGUGCCCAAGUGGGGCAGCGAGGCCAUCGAGAAGAAGGCGCUCAUCUUCCACGCCGCCGCCUGGGGCCUGCCGGGAAUCCUCACCGUCACUCUGCUGGCCCUCAACAAGGUGGAGGGCGACGGCCUGAGCGGCGUGUGCUUUGUGGGCAUGUACGACGGCGUGGCGCUGCGCUGGUUCCUGCUAGUGCCGCUGGGCGUGGACGUGGUGCUAGGCGUGGCGCUGCUGCUGGCCGGCAUCGCGGCGCUCAACCGUGUGCGCAUGGAGAUCCCGCUGGAAAAGGAGAACCAGGACAAGCUGGUCAAGUUCAUGAUCCGCAUCGGCGUCUUCUCGGCGCUCUACCUGGUGCCGCUGCUCACCGUCAUCGGCUGCUACCUGUACGAGCACAGCUACCGGCCCGUCUGGGAGACCAGCUGGGUGCAGGAGAAGUGUCGGCACUACCACAUCCCCUGCCCUUACCAGGUGAAACAGACCAGCCACCCUGACCUUGCCCUGUUCCUCAUCAAGUACCUGAUGACUCUGGUGGUGGGCAUCCCGUCCGUCUUCUGGGUGGGCAGCAAGAAGACCUGCUUCGAGUGGGCCAGCUUCUUCCACGGCCACCGCCGGAAAGAUAGCAUGGUGAAGGACAGCCAGCAGGGCCUCCAGGAGCCGGACCUGUCCCAGCUGCUGCUGCGCGAGCCCGGGCCGCCGGUGGUGCGCAAGUCCCGGGGCACCUCCACACAGGGCACCUCCACCCACGCGUCCUCCACGCACCUGGCCAUGCUGGACGAGCCGGCCAGCGGCAGCACCAGCCGGGCGGGAAGCGUCCGCAGCAAGGCCAGCAGCCACCCCGGCAGCCAGCGACGGGCCAGAGACGGCAGGAUCACAGCCACCAGUUUCCGCAGCCCAGAGGAGCGACUGCCGUACGGCAGCAUGCCCCGUCUCAUCGACCAAUCGCGUCACUGCAGCACCACCCGCCUGGAGAGCCAGUCGAGGCAUGGCAGCACCCAGCGGCUGGAUAGCCAAUCACGGCAGGGCAGCACACGGGACCUCAGCAUCACCACGCAGGCCGUCCAGAGCACGCCCGGCAACGGUAUCCAUCGAGUCGUCGAGGAGGACGGGGCCACAGCCUGAGUAGCAAAAGACCAUUCUCUUCAAGAUGGGAGAAGAAUGAGCCAAUGACUUAAAUAUGAACAUGGACAUUUGGAUACUGGGCUUAGAAUCCUCAGCCCACAUUUUCUCCAAAGUUCCUCUUUCCUAUCAAGACUUGGAAAACAGGGUGGGAUGUAGACUUGCAAAAACCCAAAGUGACUGAGAAUGACACAGUGGGAUUUUUUUAUAGUCGGUACAAAGCAGAGAUACAGGACGGUACUUAAUAUGAUUACAGGAGGAAUGUGAGUUUAUGCCCAUCCAGAGAGUGAGGGAAAGAGAGAGAAAGAGAGAGAGAAAGAGAAAGAGAUAGGUGUUGGGAUUGCAGGAUGUCUCUUCAGUGCAGCAGACUACAGCUCAGGGUUUAGGUGUAGUGUUAAUGUACUGGGCACAAGGUACUACCGAGCUUUUUUCGCAAGCUACAUCGAUUCCACGCAUACGGUACCGUACAGAGCACUGAGGAGGAACCGCAGACAGGCCACCCUGGAGUGGCUAACAGGAACACAUGCUGGUGCGGAGACCUUCAUGUGGACCCAAAGUUUGACCUCUACUACGCUCUCCUGCCCUCCAGCUGUUUAUUCGCAGGUUCCGACACUCAUGCGGGUGCCCGUUGGUCUCUGCUGGAUGGGACAUGUUUUUUUUUUCCGUUGCACUUCCAACUAAAAAUGGUUCAUGUGUGCUUGUGGCGAGCCUCCUUGCAAAACAAUGGGGCUUGUGUUGCUUUAUGCGUUGUCUUAAUUGGAUUUUGUGAAUUAGCAUUUCAAGGGUCAAAAUUGCUGUGUCUCAAAGCUGCAAGUAGAGCGAAAUUCCAAACAACACUUCAUUUAUGGAACUGUAGCAUAGAUAGUGUUCAGAGUUUUUUCAGGGCCAAGUCCUUGAACUAGGACACCUUUCAUUUGAGUACUUCUAUGCCCUUCCUCUUAGUAUUAAGUACUUUUUAAAAAGUAGGGAGAAGUUUAGCACUGUUUUCGAAUAGUUGCAUUGAAUGUGUAUAGAUGUAAAUGUUCUGUCUUUGUUUUCUGGGCAAAUGUGAAAUUUGUAAUA